Messenger RNA from Tarenaya hassleriana, 2331 nucleotides. RefSeq lists its product as uncharacterized. The record is from RefSeq and is a predicted model, not a curated record. Bases 346 to 2166 code for a protein of 606 amino acids. The transcript has 2 exons. NCBI's taxonomy places the organism in Eukaryota, Viridiplantae, Streptophyta, Magnoliopsida, Brassicales, Cleomaceae. Gene Ontology annotation, molecular function: zinc ion binding.
CCCCCCCCGAGAGCAACUUCCGAGUUCUGGCCAUGGCUUCCUCCUCCUUCUUCUUCAGCCCUUUAAAGCAUUACUCUCUGAUUCAACCUUAUGCUUACGCGUAGAUCUAUCUCCGAAGCCUUGUUUCGAUCAAUUACGUGAGGAAUUUGAAAUUAUCUGAAGACUUUGGUGUGUACUUUAUCUUCGCACAUCACUUCCGAUUUUCGGUGUGUUUCAGCCAAAUCUCCAUUGAAAAUCUCCGAAAGAGCGUACAGUCAAGAAGAUAUCUCUCCAUGGGCUGUGCCCUUCAAAGAUGACAGAUGCUUUUCAUCGAACCUGAGGGGAAACUCGUUCGGGCUCUGUUAUAUGGUUUUCAGUUGCGAUGCCACAAUGGCCGAGGGAGCUUUAAUUUCACUGGAGCCGGCAGACAUUUUGGCGGCGGAACAGACAUUGGUGAUUGGGAAAGAAUUUCCAGAUGUGGAAACAUGCAGAAGAACUUUGAAAGAUUUGGCUAUAGCGUUACACUUUGAUCUUCGUAUAGUGAAAUCAGAUCGCAGCCGGUUCAUAGCCAAAUGCUCCAAGGAAGGUUGCCCAUGGCGUAUCCAUGUCGCUAAAUGUCCGGGUGUUCCAACCUUUUCGAUUAGGACACUUAACGGGGAACAUACUUGUGAAGGAGUCCGUGAUCUCCAUCAUCAGCAGGCAUCGGUUGGUUGGGUUGCGAGGUCAGUGGAGGCACGGAUUAGAGAUAACCCACAGUAUAAGCCGAAGGAAAUAUUACAGGACAUACGUGAUCAGCACGGGGUUGCAGUUUCUUACAUGCAGGCCUGGCGUGGGAAAGAACGGAGUAUGGCUGCACUUCACGGGACAUACGAGGAAGGAUAUCGUCUUCUUCCUGCGUAUUGUGAGCAGAUAAAACAAUUAAACCUGGGAAGCUUCGCAUCUGUUUUCGCUUCGGGACCCGAGAAUUGUUUCCAGCGCCUGUUUAUCGCGUAUCGAGCAUGUAUCUCUGGAUUUGUUAGUGGUUGUAGGCCUCUUCUUGAAAUUGAUAGAGCUCAUCUAAAAGGGAAGUACUUGGGUACGAUACUCUGUGCGGCCGCUGUUGAUGCGGGUGAUGGAUUAUUUCCUUUGGCAAUCGCCAUUGUCGACGUUGAAAGCGAUGAGAAUUGGAUGUGGUUCGUGUCAGAGUUGAGGAAACUUCUUGGGAUGAAUACAGAGAGCAUGCCAAGGCUGACAAUACUCUCGGAGAGACAUCGGGGAAUGGUGGAAGCAGUCGAAACCCAUUUCCCGACGGCUUUCCACGGGUUUUGUCUGCGUUACGUCAGUGAGAAUUUCCGUGAUACUUUCAAGAACUCAAAGUUGGUCAAUAUCUUUUGGAAUUCGGUAUAUGCACUCACUGCGGCUGAGUUCGAGUCCAAGAUAGCCGAGAUGGUGGAGAUCUCCCAAGACGUGCUACAAUGGUUCGACCACUUCCCUCCCCAGCUUUGGGCGGUGGCGUAUUUUCAAGGCGUACGAUAUGGGCAUUUCGCCUUAGGCAUCACCGAGAUAUUAUACAGCUGGGCACUCGAAUGCCAUGAACUGCCGAUCAUACAGAUGAUGGAGCACAUCCACGAGGAAAUAUCGUCUUGGUUCAACAACCGGCGGGAUAUGAGCAUGAGGUGGAACUCGAUACUUGUACCGUCAGCCGAGAGACAAAUCUCGGAAGCAAUCUCAGACGCACAUUGCUACCAAGUUCUCCGAGCAAACGAGGUCGAGUUCGAGAUUGUGUCCACAGAGAGAACAAAUAUCGUGGAUAUAAGAACGCGGGUUUGCUCCUGCCGCCGCUGGCAGCUCUACGGACUGCCUUGCGCUCAUGCAGCCGCAGCUCUGAUAUCGUGUGGACAGACAGUGGAGCUGUUUGGCGAGCCGUGUUUCACAGUGGCGAGUUAUCAGCAGACGUACUCGCAGAUGAUAGGUCAGAUUCCGGACAAGAGCCUGUGGAAAGAACAAGGUGAAGUACUGGACAGCGUCAACGGGAGAGGGUCGAAGUUUGAUGUCCCGAUACGGCCUCCGAAGACACGUAGGCCGCCGGGUCGGCCGAAGAAGAAAGUUCAACGAGUAGAGAACCUGAAACGACCGAAGAGGAUUGUUCAGUGUGGAAGAUGCCACUUGCUCGGACAUUCUCAGAAGAAAUGCACUUUGCCCAUUUGACAUUGACUCUCUCUCUCUCUCUCUCUCUCUCUCUCUCUCUCUCUCUCUCUCUCUCUGAUGUAAGUUGUAAUGUUGAAAAGGUAUCGCCUUUUUUGCACUCUUUUGGAGACGGACCAAAAGAGGGUAAAAGAAUGAUGUUUUUAGCCAAAGGGCUUUUGGGUUCUA